AUGUCCUCCUUUGUUCUGGCUCCUGUCGUUGAGGCUGACUUUGAUCGGAUGCUCAAGUAUACUGACGAAGCUGGAGGGACACUAGCAGCGCCUCUUCUCUUUGCAACAUGGCCAGCUCAAGACCCAGUUGCAACAGCACGUCGAAAUGCUUGGAGCAUGGAGCAGCAGAAAUGGCAAUUCCGCAACGAUCCAUCAGCCCGAUUCAUGAAAGUCGAGGACGCUUCGACACGGGAGAUUGUGUCUUUGGCCCGGUGGCACAGAUACACCAAUGGGUAUCCGCAGGCCGACAUCUACACUGAAAUCGAUGUCUUCGCGCCACCUGGCACUCGAGCGAAUUUUGCAGAAGGCCUAAACGGACCGCUGCACGCUGGGCUUCUGGGAGCUGCCUGCAAAAGGCGGGCGGACUAUGUCAACCCUGGUGUUUCCUGGAUCUUGACAACGUUGAUCACCAGAGCUAGAUGGCGGAGACAAGGCGCAGGCGGCAUGCUCUUGCAAUGGGGCAUACAACAGGCCGCAAGGGACGGUGCACCGGCAUACCUUGAAGCUGUACCUUCGGCUGUGUCGACUUACAAGCGCCAUGGAUUCGAGCACAUUCAAGACACUAAGGUGGACUGCAGUGACUGGGGCAUGGGCGGGGAAUUUGUCCUGGCGGUCAUGCGCAAGGCUAAAUAG
This is a messenger RNA of Exophiala xenobiotica, 672 nucleotides long. RefSeq lists its product as uncharacterized. Gene Ontology annotation, molecular function: acyltransferase activity, transferring groups other than amino-acyl groups. Bases 1 to 672 code for a protein of 223 amino acids. The record is from RefSeq and is a predicted model, not a curated record. Lineage: Eukaryota; Fungi; Ascomycota; Eurotiomycetes; Chaetothyriales; Herpotrichiellaceae. The transcript has 2 exons.